AAGUUAUGGACACCGUAUUAAUAAAAGCGUGUGUCGAUAAGACCCCAGCCUUCCUAUGAAAAUUCCAGGCUUAAUAAUUUUUGUUACCUGGGAUAGCUUCAAGCCAAUUUAUACCAGUUGUCAUAUGCGAGAAAUUUUACAUGUUACCUUUACUGCGUGGUGGUCAAAUUAGGUUUCGUGUGAUUGACCCACUUUUGAAAAUUGUCCGGUCUGAAUAACUUUGUUUGACAAGCUUUACUACUAGACAUUUGUCUGCUUAUUCGAUUUAACUUAGUCACUUUUCACGCUUCAAACCACUGUUUGCUAAAAAAAAUUGUUCAAAAACUUUCUUUGUUACCAUUAUUCAGUAUUUAUCUGUUUGCUCGAAAAUUUUUCGUUUGUUGAAUCCAAGAUAGUAAUUAAUAAUAAGUACCUCAAUUAAUCUCAUCCGUAUAGACUUCGACCGUACGUUGCAUUUAAGCUUAACCAGUAAACAUAAUCUAUGCCUGUAUGCUUUUUUAUUGUCUCAGUAAAUGAUUAAGUUAAUGAAGUAUUUGCCGAAUAUUAUUUCCUUGGUUUACAUUAAUUGUUAACAUCAUUUUUGCCGUGCAUCACAUAUCAAUUGCGUAUUAUUAUACCAUAUUACCCGUACAUUACGCUAACACUAGUGAACAAUCUCUAUUAUUUGUUUCGCCAUCUUACGAUAUUGAUAUCUUUUGUUACCUUUCUUUCAGUGAUCUCAGUUUAUCGUAGUUUCGACUAAGUAAAAGCUCCUCUCAUUGUUACCUUAUUCUAGUUCAGGUCUGCUUUGCCGUUUGAUUAAGUUUUCUGCCCUAAGUUUCUUCAAGUCAAAACGGAAAAAGUGCUCUCAAACUUUAGUUAUAUCAGUUCAAAAUCAAGUUUUUUUUUCAAAAAAAAUUUGAGUGCUCAAUUUACGUCAUUUCAUAUUUUACACUUUAUUUCACGUUAUCUCAUACUUAUGCUUCCUAGAGUUAUUAUUACAUAAUGGGCUUAGUAUUUAUUGAUUAGUUAUUAUAAAACAAUCCUAGAAUAUUGACUAGUGAGUUACGCCAUUAAGUUAUAAUUGUUUUCAUCUAAUCCAAAGUUUUGUUACGUGAAGUUUUUAAUUGCAUGUGAAAAGAAGUUUUGAAAAAAAUGUCGUCGGAAAGUCCGCCCGAACGCGUGAACAAAAACGACUCAACCAGUGAACACAUUAUUACGUCAUUAAACGACUCUCAAAGUCCAUCUGAGGUAUUCGACCAUGCGGAACCGACAAGCGAUCAUUCAGAUUCCAUUUCCGAAACGAGCUCGGAACCUUCGAUUAAAGUUAACCCAGCGUUCAAAAAGGUUCUGAACAACCCAAAAGAUUUGUUACCUUCGUCUCCCUUUAAAAAGAUGACGCCCAGUCCCGGAAGUGAUAGCUUAAAAUCGGGGAAUUCGACUGAGGAUCAAAAUAGAACGCCCAGAAAUACAACAGGCUCUAGUACGAUUACGAGACACAAUAACAGUAACGUAGAAGCGUUUAUGAAGAGUUCUCUGGUCCAAUGGGCCACAAGAGCGAUUGACCAGAGUUAUGACUCAAAUGGCAAUGCAGAACAAGUAACGUCUCCUGUUCGAAAAGGAUCUGAUGGAAAUGGACACAGUGAAUUGGUUGUCACUUUCCAAGAAUUAGUGGAUGGGAUUCUGCUCAACGACUUGAUGUAUGACAUCCAUCCCUCAAUUGCGUGCAAGGCUGGUAUUCAAGCAGACGUAGAGGAGCAACCCCACCUAAGACUGCAGAAUCUGGCCUUACUCCUCAGAAACAUCAGAUUCUAUCAUGCUGAGGUGCUGGGUGAGGCAUUGGUGGGGAGACUUCCAGAUGUGACUGCAAUAGCCAGAGAACCAUCUUCAGUGAUGGGUCUCUCGGAGUUGAAACGAGUGCUGCAACUGCUACUCGGUUGUGCAAUGAAGAGCGAAGUGCCCGUUCGAGAACGGCAUGUGUCCAUAAUUCAGUCUUUACCGGUAGCAGAACAAACUGAACUCAUGGAAUACAUCCAGGAAGCAAAGAGCAACGAAAACGCAAUAUCCCUCUCAGCAGUAGAAGAACACGUGCAUGUAGACUUGCAAGAAAUAUUCCACAGACUGAUAGACGACAGAUUCGACCUGUUUGAGAUCUGUAACUCACAGGCGGUGGAACAGUUGUCGGGUGGGGGUGGAGGGGUGGGUGGGGUGAAUGGAGACGCCACAUCAAGUGGAGGUCAGCCGCAGUUGAACGGAGGAGGUAGUGGAAUGUGGAAAAGGGGAUCUUUUCACACUAGGCAGGGCUCUAACUAUGGCGAGAUCCAACAGCUGAAUCUGCAGAUAUCCGAUCUGAAGAACAGACUCAUGAAGAAAGACAACGAAUUGAACCAGAAAGACGAAGACCUGGAAGCAUACAGUGACGAGACAAGGAACCUCUCAGUGGAGAACAAGAAACUGAAGGAGCAGCUGACAGAAGCAGCGAGAGAGGCGAGGAGUAUUCGUGGACUGAGGGAUGAAGUGGACAUUUAUAGAGAGAAAGCGGCGAGAGCAGAUAGAGCGGAGAGUGAACUGGAGAUGGCAAAACACAAGUUGGAAGAGCUCGACUACUACAGACAACGACUAGAGCAAUCGAACAAGGACUACAAAAUGCUGGAAGAAACGAAAUCUUCAAUUGAGAAACACAUGCAAGCACUUGAAACCCAAGUUGAACUCCUGCACGAAACGCAGCGUGAAAACAUCACUCUCCAAUCUCAAAUAACAUCUCUAGAAACUCAGAUAGAAGAGAAGGAAUUGUUGGUUGAUUCUUUGAAGAAAGAAAAUCAGACUUUGGGUGUGCAAAAUACAGCAUCGCUGAAUGAAAGUGCGAGUUUACAUCAGCAAUUGGUCAAUGCCAAUUACACCCAAACUUCUCAUCGACCUUCAGUGGGCUCGGAGUGUGAAGAUACUCUCAAGUUCAGCAUGAUUCAGUUGGAGAAAGAGAAACAAGAGUUGAAGACUAGAGCAAUAGAGAUGGAGACGCAACUACUGCAGUUGAGUAAGGAGAAGGCGGCUGUGGAGAAGGAGUGUGACAAGUGGAGGGGAAGGGAGGAGAGGGAGAAGGGAACUCUGGAGGAGCUGCAACACAACAUCGACAAGGCAAUGAACGACAAAAAAGCACUUCACGAGACGAUGGAACAACUACAGCAGUCACACACCUCAGAAAUAACUUCUCUUAAAGAGGAAAUCGACUCUCUAACUCAGAAUCUAGAAUCUUCUAGAAGACAGACAAGCAUGAACGAUUCUAAUAUGGACUCUCAGUUAAAAGAAGCACAAGAACAGAAUAUUGUUUUACACGCUAGAGUUCAAGAAUUCAUGUCUAAGUGCAAUCAAUGCGAAAGCGAAAAACGACAAAUUCAGAGGAAAUUGGAAGUUUUACAAGAAGAGUUGAAUCAAAAAUCAGGCAAUGAUACAAAAUUACAGCAACUAACUAGAGAAAACGAACAAUUGAAAGAAAAUUUGGAGGAAGAAAAAACUAAAAGCUCAGAUUUGGAAAAAGUCGAAAAAGAAAAUUUGUCUUUGCAAAUUGAAAUUUCGAAGUUCAAAAGCAAGUUAGACCAGAGUUCGAAUGUUGAAAGUCAAUAUGAUGAGCUUAAAAAAGAUUUAGUGCAGUUAAAAACCCAAAAUUUGAAACUAACAAAGCAGUCUGAAAAUUUCAAUGCUCUGACUCAGAAAAUAAACCAACUUGAACUUGAGAAUUCGGAGAAGCAACGUGAAAUUGAAACGUUACAACACGUGAUUCAAGUUAACAAGUCGGAACUUUCGAGAGCUACGGAACUUGAAGCGAGAAAUCAAGCGUUGAAUAAUGAUAUUCAGAAAUUGAGAAAGACGUUGGAAAUGUAUUCAGAGAAAGAAAGAGAAAAAGGCGACGAGUUGUCGGCGUUGCAGUUGGAAAAGGAAUCUGUGCAAAGGGAACUUGACACGAUGCGAGUGAAUAACGAGACGUUAGAAGUGAAGAUGAAAGAGAUGGCGGCACUGGACAAUGACAACUGUCAGCUGGUGAAAGAUAAAAGACAGCUGGAGAGAAACAUCGAGAGGCUGAAGAGAGACAUCGAGGAGUAUGAGACGAAGGAUCAGGACCAAAGGUCACGAUUGGCGGUUAUGGAAAGAGACUUGAAGAGAACGCAGAGGUUCACUGAGCGGGACCUCGGGAAAGAUGAACAGAUUCAGGAGUUGAAGAACGAGAAUGCAGAAUUGAGGAAACAGUCUAUGGUCGACAAGAAGACCAACAACUGUCUCAGGGAGGAGCUGGUGAACGAGAAACUUCGUCACCAAGACCUGCAGUCGGAAAUGGAGAAGGUGAAGGGAGACUUGGCAGACAAGGAGAGCAACCUCAAGCUACAGCAGCACAAGAACCUUCUCGAGCAAAGUAGUGGAGGUGGUAGUAGAACGAGUAGUCCCAACUCUUCCUUCAACAAUGGCUCUCUCAUGAUUUCCAACAGUCUCCUAGAUGUGAAGGACAAACGCAUCAAGGAGCUAGAGUCUCUAUUGAAACAGAAAUCAGCUGAAAAAGAUUCAAUCCAACAGGAACUGGAAGUGCUGAAGAAACAACUGCCUAAGCCUGGUUCCAACACAACGCGUACGAACCAAGGAGUCGGUGGACUACUGUUACCUGGGCUGGAUGAUCUGUAUUGGGAAAGCAAGUUCACUGCUCUGGACCGUGAACACGUGCGUGCGAGAGAGAGGAUUGAGUCUCUGACUCAGCAGCUGGAUGUGAGACAGAGUGAGAUGAAUGAGCUGCUGAGUGUGAAGUACAGACAUGAAGGACAGAUUGAAGCCUACAGGAAGCAGCUGCAGAAGACACAUGCGGAGACUGCUAACAUACAGGUCGAGUUGUCAACUCUGCGCAGCGAGAAUGCCUCGCUGAAGACACAGUUUGCAGAUGAGCAGAACCACAGAACAAGACUAGAACACCAGCUGCAAGUCAGAAGCAGAGAUCUGGACAAUGCUCAGUCCGCUUACGAACAGCUGCUGCAGGGCAAUGAGAUGUUGCAAGCUCUGCACUCUAAUUUAUCCCAUGACUAUGAAGAUAGAAUGUCUCAAUUCACACAGCUGAAGAACGACCACAAGAAGCUCUCCAAUAAUCACAGAGACCUGAAAGAGAAGUAUGAAGUUCUCAAAAGUGAAAAAGACACCUUGGAAAAGCAGAACACCUCUCUCAAAGGCCAACGCGACUCUCUGCUGACAACCACCUCCUCUGGAAAGCAACAGCAGUCGAAUGGAACUUCUUCGUUUGCAGAACUGGAGGAGCGAUUGGAGAAUUACAAGAAGUCUAAUUCGAAUCUGAAGAUGAUGAAUGCGACUUUGAUGGAGGCGUUUGAGAAGUUGAAAAAGGAGCGUGACCACGUGGACUCAAAGCGGACAGAGAGCAGACAGAGGGAGAGGGAGAACAGUGAGUUGAGGAGUCAAGUGUCCAAUCUGCACUCAUUCAGUGAGGAACUAGAGACACAAAACCAGAAGAUGAAAUACGACUACGAGCUCGGAUCGUGCAAAGAACUGUUGAAAUCGCACAAUGACCAGUUGUCCCAAAUGUGUAUUGAGUAUGACGCACUUCAUGAACAGCUGAGAAGUCGUCAGUCGAGGAGGCCGAGAAGGGAGAGUCACCGAAGCAGCAACUACCACUCCGCAAAUGCGGAUUUCGAAGUGCCGGUCACGACAUCAGAGACUAUUCCGAGUCUGUCUAGCGCUGGUCGAGGAGGAAUGCCACCGGGUGGUGGGGAUAUAGAGGAGACGACGGACGAGUUCUCGAGUCAAGUGAGGACACCUUCGCUAGAACAUUUGGAUGAGACUAAACUGAGAAUGAGGGAGAAGUUUGCUGACAUCCAACAUCAGCAACGAAAACUGUACGAGAACAGUGCUUUUGUCACCGCCACGCUUCCCCGAUCAUCCAACACUGACUCACCUAGUCUGCACCGGAAGAAAGGACCCAACCUCAUAAAACAGCUGAAGAAGUCUCUCUCCAAGAGUGGUUCUUUUUCGAGGGACUCGCAGCCGAAGCUAGCAGUGACGUCGACUGCAAGGCGGAAUAGUCGAGAUGACGACUCCGUCUCAGCCGAGAGAAACAACGACAGUUCGUCGUUCGGAUCUCGGUCCGAUACAGCAAACGACUCACCGAGACUUGUGCAAAAGGGGUACUACACCCAAAUUGACGAUCCAAUUCACGAAUCGAGCGAUAGUCGAACCCUAAGUGCGAUACCUUCACAUUUAAUACCGUCAACUUCAUCUGCUGGUAAUCAGAGUUACCCUGGAAAUAAUCAGAAUAACCUUGGAUUACCGGAAGAGUAUGCGACAAUAUCGAGGAAAUUUAGAACGAAAAAGCAGGAAAAAGACAGAUCGUCGUCUGGAAGUACAAAAGAGAAAGAGCAUUCGUCUUCGGCGAAGAAUAGAUUUAUGAGUAAAUUUGGAGGCGGCGGAGGUGCGAAUAGCAGAGAUAACUCGAAAGAGUGUUUGCUAGAUGGAAAUGGCAGAGGACGAGGCAUGCAGAUGGAACAGUUUGGAAAUUUGAAAAACUCGGAGGCUCCGAGGAAGUCGAUGCCUAAUGUAGCAUCAAGCACGCAAUCGGUGCUUAAUCAUCAAGUUCCCCCAACUACAAUACUGAAUGGCGUCGCCGUCUCGACCUCGGCUUUAAUCGAGCCAGUAGUUGUGAGACGCCGCCAUUUUGCGGUGCCUCCCGUAAACAAGCACGCGCCUAAUAGGCCAACGACCUCGAAACAAUCAGGUGACAAGAAAGGUCACAGAGUAAGUUGGCACGACGGCUUACCGCAACCGUCAAUAUCACAUAGUUCGAGUUACCACAGUGGGUUGAUGAAUAGAAAAACAUUCUACGAGAGCGGAUUUCCAACGUCGCCACUAGCCGAAACGACAAUAACCCACUCAGUGUCAACUAUGUGUCCUCCGUCUAAUAGUGACGGAAGGUUUCCUGGGUUCAUUGACCGAGAGUUUGUGACUACAAUUACUCCCCAGCAUUACCAAGUGUCGCCGCAAUGUGAGAUGAGCGAGGCCUCGUUUACUUGUUCAUUGGAUUUAAGAGUGAGCGAACCAAACAGUGGUCAUGAUAAUGCAAAUCAGCCUCAGUACUCGAGUAAUGACAACAACAAUAAGAAGUACAGCCUAGGUUCGAAUCCCACCUCUGGCCGAGGAGGGGGAACUCACAAUGGAAACUCACAUGGAACGUCAGCUCCGUAUGGGGGUUAUAUGACGCCUGGCGAUGCUAGUUCUGUUGCCGAGUCAUCAAGUUCAGCGAGAAGAAAUCGCAACAGAAUCGACAAGAUUCUUCGACCACAGUCUUGCAUUGGUAAAAAGUCGUCCAAAAUGAAACGAACUCGAAAUUCCUUGCGAGGAAAAUUCGAAAAUCAAAUUUCGAGUACUGGUGGUAAAACCAUUAAACCGCGCCCUGUUACAACUAUGGAUUUUCCGGAAGACCUCGAUCUUAAUUCAGAGGACUUCCGGAACCAAAUGCUUGGUAUCCCAAGUCCAGUUCCAGAAGAUGAUCACGGAUCCAGAACUCCGGCAAAAGGAACCUUGAAACAAUCACGAAGUCAUCCGAACCUACGAGAUAUGAUAAAUAGGAUCUCGACUAGUAUUAAUCCAGGGUCGAGCUCGAAUUUGUCAACUAGCUUCAGAUCAAAAAACAAGAAAAGAGAGAAAAUCGCGUCAAGUGAUAUACACAGAACAAACAGUUUGGAGCGAACAAAAUCCCCUUGUCUUUCAAUCACAAUUCCCCCAAACAACAACCUAUAUGACCCCUACAACGAUACAUCCCAAGUGAAGCCACGAAAACGUACUCCUGGCUCGGCUCAUUCAGGCGAGAGACCGAAGUCGGCUGUUACUCCUAUCGGCUUCGCGGCCAUGGGACUGAAUGGACGCGAUGAAACAGAUGUGGAUGAUAAAAUCUCGUUGGAGCAGUUUUUAAAAGAAAGCAAUCGCAGUCCAAAAAGCAGGCGACCCCUUGACAACGAGCGGGUCGAACUAGGUGGACGUAUAGUUCCCCCUCACCUGCUAAUCGACCAACUUUUUGACCCUACAUCGCCUGUGGGGUCAGUGACCUCAAUGACCUCACCAACAGAAGUAGAGGGGGGUUCGAGUCCGUGUGAUGACCCGGACCCCUUCGCUCCUACCCCACCCCCUAGAACCCACUCUACUAGAGCAGGGUUGGUCCCGGUUGACCAUUUGCACAUGAAUAUCAAGAGGAAAUACCAAGAAGCAGUUUUGAACAAUGACAAAGACGCUCUCCGUGAACACCUCUCGUGUGAUGAGAUAGAGGACGAACCACCCGACUCCUCCCAGAAAUCACCUGCUCUAAUUCCCCGACAACACUUAAUCCGACAGCGUCCGAGAGCAUCACAACAAAGUGACAAUCAGCAUGGAUCUAGUCGUAGUGUGAACAAACAACAUAGAUUGUCGCAGCCGAGCCCCGAUUCCACUUUCAGAUCCGAUGUCGAAGGUGGCGCAGGAACUUCUUUGUCAGGUUCCAUUGGCCACUCACCUCAGUUCCAAAAAGUAAUGAUGACCUCUCCUGGCUCAGCGGGGGGAUCAGGUCAUGGAAGAGGUCAAUCUCCCCAGCAGAGAAGCAACCCCUCCAGUGUGCCCAUGGCACGCAGUUACCAUGGCAACCUGUCUGGGUCUUCGAUAGGUAGUGAUGUGCUAGAUAGAGAUGGUGCAUCCAGUCAAGGCGACCCAUCGCCUCUGAAAUAUCCUCCAUCCUACUCCCAGUCGAGCUCUUCGUGGGGCAAGGCUGGAUCCCGCUCUGGAAUAAUUGGAUCUUCAUCUCAACCGAAUCCAAAACGAAACUCCCUCGAAAGUCAAAUCAGCGCACCAUCCAUUGGCAAUCAACCGCCUGUUACUUACCCCAGAAGCUCAAGUAAACAUGUAUCUUCAAGCACAGCUAAUAAUUCAUCUUUAGGCCAAAUGAGCUGUAGAAAUAAUGUACCUUCACCAUCAAUUUCAAACUCUAAUAUUGCUUCUGCAGCAAAUAUGAAUAGAGGAUCGAAUCUCGCACCCGCCAAUAGACCUUUGCCACCAGUUCCAAGUUCUCCUGAAAGUGAAUUGCCCCAAAUGGAAAAUAAAUCGAAUACUUCUCCGCCGACAAAAGAAAACGCAGAAAGUUCGACAUCGACCAGUGAACAAAAUAAGAAAAAUGCAUCAUCUGUGUGGUACGAAUAUGGGUUCUAAGACGUUACUAAAUUUGAGAUUUUCUCGAAUUUCAUGGCAAAAUUAGCGUUUCAAUGACCAUGCUUAAUGAAAGGCCAUGAAUUGAGAGAAAUUAUGACGUUUCAGUAACGAAAAAACAUUUUCCUGAAACAUUUUUGAGACACUUAUAUUGUAAUUUCUGCUUGCAACGAUAUUUCCGAUCAGCACUUUACUUUUUCCAGCAGAAUAUCGUUGUAGUUUCAAUGCAGUAUUGUAAGUUGUAAACUUGCCAAUUAAUUAGAUCAAAUCAACGACCUGCUUAAAUUCAAUGAGAAGCUUAGGUUCCGGUUGUGGUAAGCGACGAUGUUAUUUAUAGAUUGAAAAAAAAUUUGGUUCAUAAUAAGUGAGCAUAACGAGUUUUC
Symsagittifera roscoffensis is the source of this 9566-nucleotide messenger RNA. Its product is annotated as girdin-like. Gene Ontology annotation, molecular function: microtubule binding; dynein light intermediate chain binding. Gene Ontology annotation, biological process: cytoskeleton-dependent intracellular transport; cytoplasmic microtubule organization. The record is from RefSeq and is a predicted model, not a curated record. NCBI's taxonomy places the organism in Eukaryota, Metazoa, Xenacoelomorpha, Acoela, Convolutidae. The transcript is spliced from 42 exons. Gene Ontology annotation, cellular component: centrosome; cytoplasm. Bases 1135 to 9186 code for a protein of 2683 amino acids.